This is a messenger RNA of Ostreococcus lucimarinus CCE9901, 255 nucleotides long. RefSeq lists its product with no specific name. Gene Ontology annotation, molecular function: DNA-binding transcription factor activity. Gene Ontology annotation, biological process: regulation of DNA-templated transcription. The record is from RefSeq and is a predicted model, not a curated record. The annotation marks the transcript as partial. The transcript has a single exon. NCBI's taxonomy places the organism in Eukaryota, Viridiplantae, Chlorophyta, Mamiellophyceae, Mamiellales, Bathycoccaceae.
GUCUUCCUUGGCAGCUUCGACAAUUCGCACUCGGCAGCGAGAGCUUACGAUCUGGGACGCAUUUCCCUGGGAUGUAGGGACGACGAAGAACUUAACUUCCCGGUAACGCACUAUACGGACGAUUUGCAGAUGCUCGAAGAACUUUCUAUCGAAGAAAUUGCGGAGAUGUUGGUGGAAGCGUCGCAAAACACAGAGCGCAGAACCUCGCGCUUUCGCGGAGUCGUCGCGCGGGAAGGUGGAUUCGAGGCGAGACUU